Messenger RNA from Darwinula stevensoni, 790 nucleotides. Lineage: Eukaryota; Metazoa; Arthropoda; Ostracoda; Podocopida; Darwinulidae. The record is from the annotation of a GenBank genome assembly.
GGAGGUGGGACCGUGCCGCGGCACCUUCCACCGGUGGCACUUCGACUCGGUCAAGGGCAUGUGCCUCCAGUUCGUCUACGGCGGGUGCCGCGGGAAUCGGAACAACUUCAAGGACUACGGGGAAUGCGCCGAGAUGUGCGAGCGGGCCCUGCCGAAGCCGAUCGACACGGAGUCGACGCCGAGCGGUCGGAUGGAAAUCUCGGCGGUCCUCGCCUAUUCCCUUCCCGAGGAUUCCCGUUGGGUCUAUGACGAGUCUCUCGGCAGACUCGUGUGCAAACAGGUGGAAGGAGCAGGCGGAAGCUUCCCGUUUGAAGACCUGAGCCCCGAGGAAGCGAAGAAGAAAGCGAUGAUGAAGAAGCCGAAGCACCAAGGCCACACGAUGGUGAAGCCCUCUCCCUUCAUCUCCUCCGCGCCCUUCAACUCCUCCGGCGUCUUCGACGAAUUCUCGACGGACGAUUACGACAGGGAAGACGCGGGCGGCAUCUCCAGCCACCACGCUUCCGGCCACUACGCCUCCGGCCAGCAAACCUCCGGCCAGCACCGGCUGAGGCACGACGGAGGGGGCAGGGGAGGGGCUCCUCCCGUGGACUGCAUGGUCACACCGUGGAGCGACUGGUCCCCGUGCUCGGUCACAUGCGGUCAGGGGCAGAGGGAGAGGAUACGCAUGGUCAAGUGCAGCCGGACGUGCGGCGACGGGACGCAGAGCAGGACGAGGGCGAUCCUCUUCCAGCCGCGCGACGCGCCCCGUCCCUGUGGGGAGACCCUGGAGAGACGCUUCUGCGACCUCCCU